Mycetomoellerius zeteki is the source of this 1871-nucleotide messenger RNA. Its product is annotated as thioredoxin-related transmembrane protein 2 homolog. NCBI's taxonomy places the organism in Eukaryota, Metazoa, Arthropoda, Insecta, Hymenoptera, Formicidae. The transcript has 5 exons. Gene Ontology annotation, cellular component: membrane-bounded organelle. The coding region runs from base 555 to 1361 and encodes 268 amino acids. Gene Ontology annotation, molecular function: disulfide oxidoreductase activity. The record is from RefSeq and is a predicted model, not a curated record.
AUUGGUGUAUUCUUUUAGCUCAUCCAAUCAGAAUUUCAGAUCUAGAAGAAUACAUCAAUGGCAGCGAGCGGUCACUCAACUGCUGAGUUUGCUGAAUGCGCCCUAUGAUUGGUCAAUUUCUUAUGACUUACGACAUUUACGACUUGCUCCGCUUAUUAUCUCCAUUGUAAACGGCCCUCUAUAAAAGAACCCAUGUUCUGUGUAUUGCCAUGAGUAGAACUUGACACUUGACACAUCGCACGCCGCAGAAUAAUACACAGAAAUUAGGCGUGUCUGUAGUGGUCUCGUUUUUAAUUUUCAUUGCAAAGCCACAUCUUCCACUUAAUAUGAAUGAAUUUCAAUGACGACACCUCGCUCACCAGACGUCCAGACACCAUGUGUGCGAGAUAGUGAUCAUCUGUAGGAAUUGUCAAGGAGGAAGACGAGAGAUCUGUCAAGACAGAUCGUACAAUAAUCGUCGUUUAACGUUAAUUAGUCAGAAUACCUCGAGCGUGUACCAAGCACCUCGGGUAUAAUCUACUAAUUGGACAAAUUAUCUCUUUCGACUGUGCGAAAUGUCGUUCAAAAAGGAUCUAAAGUUGCUCGUGAAGCCAUACUAUUUGAUAAAUAUCCUCCUCAGUGUUUCCUACAUCAUCGCCAAACGCCUUCCUGUAGCUUGUAAUUAUAUAUUUGCUCAAGACGGCUGCGAAUUCGAUGGGAGGGAGACACAGAUUCUCUUUUUCCUCAUAACAGUUGUUAUGAUAAGGACAAGAAAGACUGGCAGCGUAACGAUGAUAAAUUAUUUGACAUCUAGUUUCAUGUAUACGAAAGGAGCAAACUUAAUCCUGUGGUUCUACGCGGAUGUACGGAUGGGCAUUUUAUAUGCAUUUAUUUUUAUACUAUUCGCAUUAGUGUUGCCAGAACCGAUGUAUCAAGGGCCUGAAAACGUCAUUUAUUUACGUGGAGCCAACGGAUUGCAGGAGGAAUUACAACGUGACACCAGAGUGGUCUGGGUAGUAGCAUUUUACACUGCGUGGAACCCAGCUUGUGUAACCUUUGCACCGAUAUUUUCUGAGCUCUCUGCAGAAUACGCAUUGGAGAACUUCAAAUUCGGUAAAGUGGAUGUUGGAAGACAUCCAGAUGCCGCGGCAAAGUAUCAUGUCAGCGACGCCAGCACAAGCAAGCAACUACCGACGCUAAUACUCUUUAAAGAUGGCAAGGAAGUAGAGCGACGUCCAUACGCGGAUCAUAAAGGGAAACUUGUCAAGUUUCUUUUCUCUCUGGACAAUGUAAAGGCUGCGUUCGAUCUCAAUAAUAUUUAUAGUGACUGCAAAAAGAAUCCUAUCAAAAGAAAAGAAAAGAAAUCCUUGAAGGCGGAAUAAUGAAGUGAAACUUAGGCAUUUAAUAAGAAACUACAGUUUGUAAUUGAGCGAGUUUUAAUUAGAUGAACUUCUACUGUGUAGAAAACACAACAAGCGCGUUAUCUUUAUCGAAUUCAGAUUCUAAUUAAUCCUCCGUCGGAAAAUCAUAUUUUUACUGCCUUCGUCUGUAAUCUGGUUCUUUUUUAUUCAAUCCAAUUUUUUUUACUGUUCUAGGCUUUUAAACAAGUGUGGAAAAAUUCAGAACUAUUUUUUAAUAUCUCUAUUACCAAAGUUACAUUACCAUAUAGCCUUUUAAGGUAGUACACUAUCAGUCAAUACCAAAGCGAUAAUAUCAGCCAAAAGUUUGGUCUCAUCGCGCGUUCACUGAAAAUACCUCCAUUCCUGCCAGUGAGAGAGAAUUUUUUACUGUGAUGUCCAAGGCUGCAAUACACCCGGAAAGAAAAUGAAUACAGAUAGACGCAGAUGUUGCCAGAUGCCGAUUGGCUGUUCACUCCCUCCAGUCGCCUCCCA